UUCAAAAUGGAUGACACAUCACUGAAUUCGGAAAGUGUAGCUAAACUAAAAGUUACUGAUCUGAAGAAAGCUCUGAAGGAAAGGGGACUGCAUGUAGCGGGAACGAAGCCUCAACUUGUAGAACGUCUACAGCAGUUCCUCACUGGAUCAGGGGCAGCACCAGGCACACUAGGUGCAGAUUUGUCCAUUACAGAGGACAUUAAUUUGGACGACACUCUGGAUGCAAGUCUUGAGGAUGAUCUUAUAAAAGAUGACAAGAAACCUGCUAUUCAAGAAUCUGCUGAACCUCCUAUUAAAAAAAUUUGCUUUAGUGAAAGUACAUCCGUUGAGUCAGGUGCGAAAAAGGUGGUGAUUUCAGCUGUUCCAGAAUCCGAGAGACUGAAGAAACGUGCUGAAAGAUUUGGUAUGAUGUCCGAGGAUGCGAGGAAGAAAGCCAGGGCGGAGAGGUUUGGAAUACCAGCCACAACAACCACAACUAAAACAAGUACCACCAAGUUGUCUUCACCUCCAGAAAAGAGUUCAGCAGAGAUUGAGAGAUUGAAGAAGCGAGCGGAACGGUUUGGCACAACAGUCGCACCAGCCCUUUCUAAGGUUGAGGAACAAACGAAGUUAAGCAAAAGACAAGAGAGGUUUGGUGUACUAACAUCUGCAUCGGUGAACACCAUGAAGACAUCAACUGAAGAUCUAAAACAAAAACGGGCAGAACGAUUUGGGAUGGCUAAAUGAUUUGACCACUUGCUGUAUCAUGUGUAUCAUAAUGUACUCCAUCAUGUGUAUGAGUGAAGGGCAUGAAAACACUGAAAUGUUAUAUCACUGGUGUGAAGGGCAUGAAAACACUGAAAUGUUAUAGCACUGGUGUGAAGGGCAUGAAAACACUGAAAUGUUUUAUCACUGGUGUGAAGGGCAUGAAAACAUUGAAAUGUGUUAUCAUUGGAAGUGUGUUUCUGAUGUCUGAAAGGUGUAUUUCAUUUGAAUUUGAAUUUUUAGAUAUUCACUCUUUUACAUGUGAGCAACUAUCUGGUAAUAUGGUACAUCAUGGAUGUUUUUUUUGGUUUUAUCUCAGAUAUUGUGACGUGAUCUUAACAAAGUCAAUAUAUUUACCAGUGAUGAAACGUACUGUGUUUUGUAUUUAUUCUAUCUACAGAAAUAUUUAACAUUAAGGGAUUUAGGCUAGCUCUAGCACUUGCUAAAUGUGCCAGUUGCAAAUUUUAAACACAUCUGGCGAAUUUUAUUUUAAUUUCACGAAAUAAUUUCAUGCAAUCUAUUUUUCGAAAAUAAUGGUAGGUUUCUGUAGAUUUUGGAGUUUAAUAGAUAAUAUGGCAAAGUUUUCUACACAUCCAGAGCUAGCGCUGGGACUGUCCUGAGUUUGCUGUCAUUGUCACGUGUUUGUGAGCAGUAAAGUCUAGUGGUGUUAUUAAACAAAACAAACGUUUAAAGUAUCAGUACCGUUUAAAGUAUCAGUACCGGCAUCUGUAUCUGUUGUUCUGGUCUUCCUAAUGCUUUUAGUACACACACACACAUUUAUAUUAAAAAACAAAAUGAUAAAAAGGUUGUUUGUUUUGUUUAACGACACCACUAAAGUACAUUGAUUAAUCAUCAGCUAUUGGAUGUCAAACAUUUGAUAAUUC
Messenger RNA from Gigantopelta aegis, 1628 nucleotides. RefSeq names its product SAP domain-containing ribonucleoprotein-like. The record is from RefSeq and is a predicted model, not a curated record. Gene Ontology annotation, cellular component: nucleus. Bases 7 to 726 code for a protein of 239 amino acids. Gene Ontology annotation, biological process: poly(A)+ mRNA export from nucleus. NCBI's taxonomy places the organism in Eukaryota, Metazoa, Mollusca, Gastropoda, Neomphalida, Peltospiridae. The transcript has 10 exons.